CAGAAGAUGAAUCAGUCAACUACAUAUGCAUUGGCUAAUGAAACUGGUCUCGAUGGACCAAAUCAGAUAUUAUUUACGGACGUAGAUACCACAUCUAACGUUAACGGCAGAGUACGAAUAAAGUUGGAUAACAAUGAAUCGAAUUCAUACAUACCUAUAUCAAUUCCUGGAGUUUUGACCAAAACAGUAAAGCUUUAUCCCAAUCAUAUCGCGUUAGUUUCUAGACCUGAUGCCAACGGCAAAAGAACCACAUAUACUUUUCAAGUAUAUGAAUCUGCUAUAAGAAUCGUCGCGAAAGCGUUUCUAAAGCUGGGUUUAGAACGACAUCAUAGCGUCUGCAUAAUAGGAUUUAAUUGUCCGGAAUGGUUUAUUACCGAACUUGCGACUAUAUAUGCUGGUGGAAUUGCUACAGGGAUUUAUAUUACAAAUUCUCCAAAAGCGUGCCAAUAUUGUGCUGAACAUAGUAGGGCAAAUAUAAUAGUUGUUGAAGAUAAGAAACAAUUGCAGAAAGUUUUGCAAAUAAAACACAAUUUGCCCCAUUUGAAAGCAAUUGUUCAAUAUGACGGUAUACCUACUGAAAAGGAUGUUUUGAGCUGGGAUGAUUUAUUGGAUAUAGGUAAGAAAGAAUCGGAUGAUAAAUUAUUAUCUGUAUUAAAGACGAUAGGAAUAAAUGAAUGUUGCAUUUUAAUAUAUACGUCCGGAACAGUUGGAAAUCCAAAAGCUGUAAUGUUAAACCAUGAUAAUGUGUUGUUUAACGUGCGGGCAUUGUUACCAAUGCUACAGAUGAAAGAAAAAUCAGAAGUUAUAGUUAGCUAUUUACCACUAUCUCAUGUUGCAGGGCAGAUAAUUGACCUCUUUACAAACAUUAUGGUAGCAACUACAGUAUACUUUGCAGACUCAAUUGCAUUAAAAGAUACAUUAAUAAAUACGCUACUUGUAGCACAACCGACUGUUUUCCUAGGAGUGCCAAGAGUGUGGGAAAAAAUAUAUGAAAAGAUGCAAGAGAAAGCACGUAGUAACGGCGUAAUAAAAACCUGGAUUGCUAAAUGGGCAAAAGCACAAAGUCUUCAUUAUUACACGAAUAAAAUGAAUGGCAUAGAUUAUAAACACUGGGGCUACGUCUUUGCAAAAUGGCUUAUUUUUGACAAAGUCAAAGUAGCAAUGGGUUUGAAUAAGUGCCACCACUUUGUUACCUCAGCAGCACCCAUGAACAUCGAUAUUAAAAAAUAUUUCCUAACUUCAGACAUACCUCUAUUAGAGGGGUAUGGAAUGUCUGAAUGUAGUGGGGGUCAAACAUUAAAUGACAUUAAUAAAUGCAGCAUGGAUGGUGUAGGGAAACCUUUACCUGGGUUAUAUACAAAGCUAGACAAUAUAAAUGAACAUGGCGAGGGAGAGAUUUGUAUGAGUGGGCGACAUAUAUUUAUGGGUUAUUUAAAUGCACCGGAGCAAACAAAAGAAGCCAAAGAUAAACAUGGCUGGUUGCAUAGUGGUGAUCUUGGCAAAUUCGAUUUAAAUGGGAAUUUGCUUAUUACUGGUAGAAUAAAAGAACUGAUAAUCACAAGUGGAGGGAAAAAUGUAUCACCGAAUAAUAUAGAGCAAUCAAUAUUAUCGGAAUUACCAUACUUAAGUAAUGCUAUGGUAAUUGGAGAUCAUAGAAAAUAUUUAGCAGUUCUUGUCACGCUAAAGAGUAACAUGAAUGAAGCAACUGGCGCACCAUUAGAUACAUUAUCUCCAAAUGUUUUGAAAUGGGCAAAGUCUAUUGGUAGUAGUUCCAAAACAGUUAAAGAAGUCAUAAGCACUCGUGAUACAGCCAUAUACGAAGAAAUCGACAAGGCAAUUAAAAGAGCGAAUAUGCAAGCUAUAAGUAAUGUUCAAAAAAUACAGAAAUUUGAAAUUCUUCCUCAUGAUUUUUCAAUUUCAACUGGCGAAUUGGGACCCACACUAAAGCUUAAAAGAAACGUAGUUCAGAAAAUGUAUGCUAAUCUAAUAGAUAAAAUGUAUGAAUAA
Messenger RNA from Cyphomyrmex costatus, 2007 nucleotides. RefSeq names its product very long-chain-fatty-acid--CoA ligase bubblegum. Gene Ontology annotation, cellular component: endoplasmic reticulum; membrane. Lineage: Eukaryota; Metazoa; Arthropoda; Insecta; Hymenoptera; Formicidae. Gene Ontology annotation, molecular function: long-chain fatty acid-CoA ligase activity. The record is from RefSeq and is a predicted model, not a curated record. The coding region runs from base 7 to 2007 and encodes 666 amino acids. The transcript has 11 exons.